AUGCCUAUUCCAGCGUUUAACCGGACGACGGCCGUAUCACAAUGGACGUCCUUCAACAUCACACAGGCACAAGUCAAAGGAAUCCCCAACUUCUUCUCCAGAUCCAUGUUUGGCAACACCACCGAGCUUAAAUCUGCAGCGCAGUUUAUCGUAGUAUGGGCGGUGGUAGCAGUGAUCUUGAGGAUAUUUUCACGGCGAAGACUGAAGACAAGGAUUGGUUGGGACGAUAUUUGCGCGAUGGCUGCCGUGUUUUUUUUGGUCACUAAUCAGAUGAUAUUCUCCAUGAUAGAGUUUCUUGGGAAAUCCAGCUUCGCUUUUGUUGGAAGGGCAGAUAUGGUAGAGGAGAUGAAAAGGCUUUCGAAGAUUGUGAUAGGACUAAAGCUGAGCCUGGCAUACGAAGUUAUGUACCUGAUCAAGCAGUGUACGAAAAGAACUCUACUUACAUUUACCUCCGGGAUCUCGAACAUUGUUACAAACACAUUAGUAUUAGCAGUUCCAGUCCCGCUGCUCGUCCGCGCAAACCUCACUUUACGACAACGAAUCGGGGUAUCCGUCCUCUAUUUUUUUGGAGCAUUCGUGAUCGUCGCCUCCGCCCUCCGCUUCACAACCCAGCUCCUCGACGUCUCCGUCCCGCAAGCCAUCGGCUGGUCUCAAAUCGAAGUCUCCCUAGCCAUAAUCCUAGCCUGCGCCCCCAUGUGCGUCAAGCUGCUCAUCACGCCACUAAUCGAUCCGCGAGAGUUCGAAAAAGCCACAGACACCACGCAGUUUGUCGAAACGCCCACGUCCCUCACUGGGCGCAUGAUCUCAGAGAAAUCGCAGCACGUGUAUUACGAGAACCAGUUACGCAAAUCGUCAAAUAUGCGGCCUCACCAGCAGCAGCAUACGUCCCGACUUGCGCCGUUUAUCAUGUCCGGGAAGCGUCCGUCCAACGACGGGAAGGUGGCGUCGUUGUUCUCCAGGUUCACAGGGAAGGUACCGAUCAUGGGUCGGCUGAACAUUGGUGGGUCUGCGCAGGUGGAGAGCCCUGGGAACAUUAACACGCGGGAGUACCAGCGACUGAAGAUAGUAAGGGCAGAAGUGAAUGGACAAUCUAUUUGGCGGGUCCGCCCAAUAUCGCCGGCAUCUCCCUCAAAGGUUGCACAACAAGCCGAGAAAUGGCCUCUGUAG
Morchella sextelata is the source of this 1167-nucleotide messenger RNA. RefSeq lists its product as uncharacterized. NCBI's taxonomy places the organism in Eukaryota, Fungi, Ascomycota, Pezizomycetes, Pezizales, Morchellaceae. The record is from RefSeq and is a predicted model, not a curated record. The transcript is spliced from 5 exons. Bases 1 to 1167 code for a protein of 388 amino acids.